AUGGGCGAAGACUGCGGUGCCUACCGGAGGAAGGGUGUGGGGAAACAACUCUCCGAUACCAUCCACCUAUACAUCAUCAUGUCUGGCGCCACCGCUAUCGUUCUCUACCCUCGCAAGGAGGGCUCCACCUUUAACAAGGAGUACUACCUCAAGACACACAUGCCGCUCGCCAUGAAGAACUGGAAAGACCACGGUCUCAAGUCCUACGCCGUCAGUGAGCUCAACGCCGAUGGUCCAUACGCCAUCAGCACCGUCAUGGAGUUUGACAGCCCGGAGAGUGUCGGAAAGGCCUUGCAGAGUGAGGGCACCAAGGAGGUCAUGGAGGACGUAAAGAACUUCAGCAGCGAAACACCGAUCCUCGUUCACGGCAAUGUCGUCGGACGAAGUUAG
Messenger RNA from Alternaria hordeiaustralica, 390 nucleotides. RefSeq lists its product as uncharacterized. The transcript is spliced from 2 exons. Bases 1 to 390 code for a protein of 129 amino acids. The record is from RefSeq and is a predicted model, not a curated record. Lineage: Eukaryota; Fungi; Ascomycota; Dothideomycetes; Pleosporales; Pleosporaceae. Gene Ontology annotation, molecular function: oxidoreductase activity.